AUGCCGAAGCUAUCCCAGAUCGUCGCUGACAUGAAGCAGGCCAUCGAUGCCAAGGACGAGGCCCAGAUCGCGUUCAUAGCGUCGGAAUACUCUGCAGAUGCGCGUCAGAGGAUUGCGCAGGGGUACAGGGACCAAUACGGCAAGGAGCUCCCCGACGACAUCAAGAAGGCGCUCAAGGGCGGCUCCGAGGAGAGCCUCCUGAUGGAUCUCUUCAGCGAUCGUCACGAGGUCCGCGCCCAGCACAUCCGCGACGCGCUUUCCGGCAAGAACGACCACAUGGCCUUCUUCGACACAGUCAUUCUGUGCACCCCCGAAGACUGGCACGAGACCGUCGCCGCCUACACGAGGAUGUUCAAGAAGCCCCUCGUCGAGGACUUCAUGAAGGAUGUCGGCCGCAAGGAGAAUUGGUGUCUUUUCAUGGAGAAGUGGAUGGCUCACGAGCGCACUAGCCGUGAAGGCAGCCCUGACGAGGAAGCAGAGAAACUGAACAAGGCGUUCAGUGAGAGCGACCACGACUACAUUUCCAGCUUCAUGGCUGGGGUGCCUCCCGAAGAAUACAAGUCCAUCAACACCAGCUUCAAGAGCCUUACAGGAAAGGGCAUCGACCAGGCCUUCGCCACCAUCUAUACGGGGACUGACUACUACUCCCUGUACUGCGCCCACUUUGCUCUUCUUGGCAUGCACAAGCUUGCCGCCUACCUGGUCAACUGCGCCUGCAACGAUAAGGGCGACGAGAAGCGCAUGAGGAGGAUCACGGGCAUGAUGGUCGACAAGUGCUUGGCUGCAAAGUAUGCCUACAAGACCUACGGGAGUAUGAAAGCCGACGUCGAAAGGUGCUUUGAUAAGCGCAUGGCUCCGAUCCUCUGUACCCUCUGGCGCCUAAGGGAGUGA
Giardia duodenalis is the source of this 891-nucleotide messenger RNA. RefSeq names its product Alpha-2 giardin. Gene Ontology annotation, molecular function: calcium-dependent phospholipid binding; calcium ion binding. The transcript has a single exon. Gene Ontology annotation, cellular component: cytoplasm. Gene Ontology annotation, biological process: cytoskeleton organization. NCBI's taxonomy places the organism in Eukaryota, Fornicata, Diplomonadida, Hexamitidae. The record is from RefSeq and is a predicted model, not a curated record. Bases 1 to 891 code for a protein of 296 amino acids.